Cherax quadricarinatus is the source of this 574-nucleotide messenger RNA. The record is from RefSeq and is a predicted model, not a curated record. Lineage: Eukaryota; Metazoa; Arthropoda; Malacostraca; Decapoda; Parastacidae.
CGGUCGCGGUAAUAAUUUUGGACGUGAACUUAACGUUCUUUUCUGUGUUGAUCCCAAACACGAAAUAAUGGGGAAGGAGUCAGAGACGACCGCCACCGUCAGGACCAGGAAGUUCCUGACCAACCGGCUCCUUAACAGGAAACAAAUGGUCGUGGAUGUACUGCACCCUGAUCGGGCUACCGUACCCAAGUCUGAAAUUAAAGAAAAACUUGCUAAGAUGUACAAAACUACUGGUGAUGUUGUUUUCUGCUUUGGCUUCAGAACAGCCUUUGGUGGAGGCAAGAGCACAGGUUUUGCCCUCAUAUAUGAUACCCUUGAUUAUGCCAAGAAGAUCGAGCCUAAAUAUCGCCUCGUAAGACAAGGAUUGUUAGAAGUUAAGAAAACUGCUCGUAAGCAGAGGAAGGAACGCAAGAACAGAAUGAAGAAGGCGCGUGGUACGGCAAAGGCUAAGUUGGCUGCUGCUACUAAAAAGGUAGACGUUGUUUGUCAAGCUUUCUGGGGUCUACUAUUCUUCACAGCCACUUUGGCCUCAUUAAUUUGUAAUCUUGUCCAGCAUUGAUGGUGUCCAACAUUG